Molecule: messenger RNA, 1740 nt
Organism: Diaporthe amygdali
Lineage: Eukaryota; Fungi; Ascomycota; Sordariomycetes; Diaporthales; Diaporthaceae
Product: phenylacetone monooxygenase
Exons: 5
Coding region: 1-1740 (579 amino acids)
Source: RefSeq, a predicted model, not a curated record
AUGAACGGCCACGCACACACAAACGGUAACGGGACGCACCCGGUGUAUACCGUCAGGGAUCAGCCCCUCGGCACUCCGAAGCCCAUCCGGAUCGUUUGCAUCGGCGCCGGUGUCAGCGGCAUCAACCUUCUUCGUACUCUGCGACUCAACAUCACCGACUAUGAGGUCCAGAUAUACGAGAAGAACAAGCAAGUGGGCGGGACUUGGUUCGAGAACCGCUAUCCCGGCUGCAGAUGUGACAUCCCCAGUCACUGCUACCAAUACUCAUGGCGGCCAAACAAAGAGUGGAGUAACUUUUUCGCACCAGCAAAGGAAAUCAAUGAUUACUUGUGUCAAGUAUGCAAGGAAGAAAAUAUGAUGGGCUUGAUCAAGUUACAACACCAGGUCAACGCUGCAUGGUGGGAUGAGCCCAGGAGUGUUUGGCGUCUGAAGGUCUUGGACUUGCAGACAGGAGACGAGUUCGAUGACGAGGCAAAUUUCCUUAUCAACGCGGCUGGGAUCUUGAACAACUGGAAAUGGCCCGACGUACAGGGGCUCCACGACUUCGAAGGGGAACUGAUACACACUGCCUCAUGGCCAGAAGAGUACGACCUCACCAACAAGACUGUUGCCGUGAUUGGUAAUGGUGCAUCCGGAAUACAAUUAAUACCAGCGAUCCAGCCAGAUGUCAAGAAGAUGUACCAUGUUGUUCGCACGCCAACGUAUAUCCCGCCGCCAUGGCGACAAGGGCAGGUCAUGAUGGGUGGCGGCCAGAUGCUGAAGGAGAUAAGUCUCGAUGCGAAAGAGAACUUCGUUCCUGAGCAAAUCCAGAGGUUCGAGGAUGAUUCAGACUUCUACAAGCGUUUUGUGAAAGGCAUCGAGAAAGACACCAGCGGCAACUUUAGAGUGAUGAUGAAAGACGGCCCCAUACAAGCAUUUGCCAGCGCCAAGAUCAGGGAGUACAUGACGAUGAUGCUGGGCGGCGACGAGAGUCUGUGCAAGGCAUUGAUACCGGACUUCCCUCUCGGAACGCGAAGGAUGACGCCUGCACCUGGUUACCUCGAGGCCCUGCGCAAAGACAAUGUGGAGGUCGUGAAGGGUGACAUCGGAAGAUUCGUGGCGGACGGUAUCGAGAUGAGCUCCGGAGAGGUUUUGAAAGUCGACAUAAUAAUUUGCGCGACUGGCUUCGAUCUCUCAUUCCGGCCACGGUUCCCUCUGGUAGGCCGCAAGGGCAAUCUCCAGGACGUAUGGGGCAAGGAGACGCCCAGGGCCUACAUGUCCUGCGCUGUGGCUGGGAUGCCGAAUUAUUUUACAUUUCUCGGCCCCAACGCUCCCAUCGGCCACGGAUCCGUCUUUACCCUGAGCGAGCACAUCGCCAAGUACAUCGUUCGCAUCUUGAAGAAGUGCCAGACGGAGCACAUCCGCGCCAUAGCGCCAACCCAGGACGCCGUCGACGACUUCAACGAGCACAUUGAGCAGUUCAUGCCGCGCACGGCAUGGGGAGCCCCUGGAAGGUCGUGGUUCAAGGCGGGCAAGGAGGAUGGGCCUGUGGUCGCGCUGCACCCGGGGAGUCGGGUGCACUUCUUCCACAUGAUGGAGACCUUCAGGGGAGAAGACUUCGAGUACAUAUAUGACUGCGAGAACGGCAUUGGUAAGGGGAAGCAGAACCGCUUCGCGUAUCUGGGAAAUGGGUUCUCGGUGAGGGAGCUGGAUCAAGAGUUUGACUCCACAUGGUAUCUGGACGAGUCGGCUAUCAUUUGA